This is a messenger RNA of Balaenoptera musculus (blue whale), 825 nucleotides long. Its product is annotated as V-type proton ATPase subunit B, brain isoform-like. Gene Ontology annotation, molecular function: ATP binding. Gene Ontology annotation, biological process: ATP metabolic process; proton transmembrane transport. NCBI's taxonomy places the organism in Eukaryota, Metazoa, Chordata, Mammalia, Artiodactyla, Balaenopteridae. Bases 40 to 810 code for a protein of 256 amino acids. The record is from RefSeq and is a predicted model, not a curated record. The transcript has 7 exons.
CGGCGCCGCUGCGGGGCCAGUCGGGACGGAGGAGACAAGAUGGCGCUAAGGGUGAUGCGGGGCAUCGUGAACGGGGCCGCGCCUGAGCUUCCUGUACCCACCAGUGGGCCCAUGGCGGGGUCUCGAGAACAGGCGCUGGCAGUUAGCCGGAACUACCUCUCCCAGCCUCGUCUCACAUACAAGACGGUAUCAGGAGUUAAUGGUCCACUAGUGAUCUUAGAUCAUGUUAAGUUUCCCAGAUAUGCUGAGAUUGUGCACUUAACACUACCUGAUGGCACGAAGAGGAGUGGGCAAGUUCUAGAAGUUAGUGGUUCCAAAGCAGUGGUUCAGGUAUUUGAAGGGACUUCAGGUAUAGAUGCCAAGAAGACAUCCUGUGAGUUUACUGGGGAUAUUCUCCGAACGCCAGUGUCUGAGGAUAUGCUUGGUCGGGUAUUCAAUGGCUCAGGAAAACCCAUCGACAGAGGUCCUGUUGUACUUGCUGAAGACUUCCUUGAUAUCAUGGGCCAGCCAAUCAAUCCUCAGUGUCGGAUCUAUCCAGAGGAGAUGAUUCAGACCGGCAUUUCGGCCAUAGAUGGCAUGAACAGUAUUGCUAGGGGGCAGAAAAUUCCUAUCUUCUCUGCUGCUGGCUUACCGCACAAUGAGAUUGCAGCUCAAAUCUGUCGCCAGGCUGGUUUGGUAAAAAAAUCCAAAGAUGUAGUGGACUACAGUGAGGAAAAUUUUGCGAUUGUAUUUGCUGCUAUGGGUGUAAGUAUUAUCUUUUUCUGUUUUAGUAUGAAAUGUAAAAGUGCUUGUGUUCUUAGAACAAUAUAGAAAACUACACAUAUA